AUGGCGACACCAGAUGCAGCAGAAAUUCAAUAUCAGCGCUCACACAUCCAGGAUGAUCGGUCGAAGAACAUUGUCAUAUCACAUAUAAUAUGUAUCAUCAUUGCUAUUAUUGCGGUUGCUCUAAGACUUGCAUCCCGGCGACUGUGUAAAGCGGCAAUUCUGGCGGAUGAUUUUGUGUGUUUUGCAGCACUGAUUUUUGCCAUUGGAGAGGUGACGGGAGGCUGGAUGUGUGUUCAUUAUGGCGGCGGAAAGCAUGCCAUUCUUCUCAAGAACCCGGAAACAUUUGCUAAGUGGGUAAUUACCACGGAGAUAUUCUACAACGCCGCCAUCACAACCAUCAAGCUCUCGAUCUUGCUGCUUUACCGCCGGCUUUUUCCACUCCCUCAACUCAAAAUCAUCCUCUGGAGUGUCGGUUGCUUCGUCAUAAGCUGCUGGUUGACCAUCACUCUACUGACCAUCUUUCAAUGCCAUCCGAUUCGCGCGGCUUGGGAUCUGUCUGUCAAGGGGCAGUGCCUCCGGUUAAACGUGGCGUAUAUCGUAUUGGGCACAUGUAAUACCAUAACCGACAUGGUCGCUCUCUGCCUACCCAUGCCACUAAUAUGGCGAUUACAUACCGAUAAAUCGCGAAAAAUGCAGCUAAUCGGCGUCUUUUCCCUUGGGGCCCUUACGUGUGCCGUCAGUCUGUACCGCAUCCCCAAAAUGGCGCAGCUCUCAUUGUCAGAUGCACCCUGGUCCGACGUCGACGCAGCCGUCUGGGGUGUGGUCGAAGUUAACCUUGCGAUUCUCUCAGCAUGCCUGCCGACUUUCCCAGCUCUCUUAAAUUGGCGAAGCGUGCACCGCCGCAACACUCCCCCGGGUGGAGCAGAUCCCAAAAGUUGGGGCUCGGCGAGCUACCCGGCUUUGAUCCCCGAUGAACGUCGAUCGGGAUUCAGAAGUGGUUCGGGCUAUGCCCACAAGGACGCGUUGAAGAUGGAAGAUCGGUCAGAAGGAACGAAAGGCGCGGAGCGAGCUACUGUGUGGAUUGAAAGAAGGGGUCCGUCAGACGAAGAGGUUUGA
Messenger RNA from Letharia columbiana, 1056 nucleotides. RefSeq lists its product as uncharacterized. The record is from RefSeq and is a predicted model, not a curated record. Lineage: Eukaryota; Fungi; Ascomycota; Lecanoromycetes; Lecanorales; Parmeliaceae. Bases 1 to 1056 code for a protein of 351 amino acids. The transcript has 6 exons.